ACAAACAUGAGAACUGGUUUUUUCUUUCAAAACUUUUGAUGUGUAUAAAUGUUGACUUUUCAAUUAUAGGAAAAUGAAUAUUAACAAAACCUGGGAUACAAAAUCUAUAGAAAAUUACAAAACUGCUCAAGGCAUCCAAAAGCAGUUGCGUCAAGGAAACUCGGCGUACUUGUGUAGCCAUCCGGAGAUUCAAGCUAUAAUCCGCGUACUCAUUCAUGAGCUAAUAAAUGAGAACCCCGCGAAUUUUUACAAUUUUGUGUCCACUUUUUUUACCUGUAGUAAUACACCUCGUUUGACAAUAUUGAUAAAUCAGCAGUUAAAACUAAUGAAUAAACAGCGUAAGAAAAGUCGUUACGCCGGAUUUGACCCUGACGUGAUUCUGAAAGGAAGAAGGUCCACCGACUCUUUAAUUUCGAAAAUUUCCAUACCUGAGAACGUCAACGCAAUUUUGAGAUAUGCUUUAGUUAAAACUUCAAAAACUAACUUACCAUCAAGUUUUUGUGAUUAAAAUUUCUAGUAUGCAUACAAUAAAUAUAAAUCUAAACCUUUA
Anastrepha ludens (Mexican fruit fly) is the source of this 550-nucleotide messenger RNA. RefSeq lists its product as uncharacterized. The record is from RefSeq and is a predicted model, not a curated record. The transcript has 3 exons. Lineage: Eukaryota; Metazoa; Arthropoda; Insecta; Diptera; Tephritidae. Bases 74 to 508 code for a protein of 144 amino acids.